AUGGGGAAUGAGAUGAGUGUCUCAGAUUUGGGUGAACAGUUGGAAACGAGUUACACGUUUAUGAUAGAUAACUUCUCCCAUAGGAAAGCUUCGAUUAGGUCUCCUACGUUCUUAAGCGGUCAAUGCGAAUGGUAUGUUGAAGUUUAUCCCCAAAAAAACAAAUAUGACAAUAGCGUGUGGCUGUGUUUGGCCGUUGAGAAUCCUUAUUCAUCGAGCAUCUAUUAUGGAUGGAAAAGGAGAGCUAAUUUUCGCUUCAUUAUUUUAAACCAAUUCGGAAAAGUUGUCUACAAAACAAUUGACACAUCAACCUUGUUCAGCGGUCAUAAGCCAGCCGAGGGUGUUGGCAUACUUCCUCUUAGCAUGCUUAAAGGAAUGGGAGGUCUGGAAAACGACAAACUGAUUGUCAAAGUAGAAGUAAAAGUAGUUGAAGUAGCAUAUUUAACUGGGAGGGAGAUGUCUGAAGUCGAAACGUUCGAGGUUCCAUUAACUCAGGUUCAAACAGUGAGCAAGAUUUCGAAAAGCACCCGGACAUUGCAGUAG
This is a messenger RNA of Camelina sativa (false flax), 540 nucleotides long. Its product is annotated as MATH domain and coiled-coil domain-containing protein At2g42470-like. The record is from RefSeq and is a predicted model, not a curated record. Lineage: Eukaryota; Viridiplantae; Streptophyta; Magnoliopsida; Brassicales; Brassicaceae.